Staurois parvus is the source of this 327-nucleotide messenger RNA. Lineage: Eukaryota; Metazoa; Chordata; Amphibia; Anura; Ranidae. The record is from the annotation of a GenBank genome assembly.
AAAUAACCCAAAUCAGAAAGUUAUAGAGUUCACAAACUAUGGUAUAGAUCUGAAUAUUGAUCAAUCCUGAAGUACUGACAGCCAAUCUAAUUUCUUGAGGUCCAAAAAGAACAGUGUCAGAACAGUACAGAUAUCCCCCAAAUGUCAGGACAGGACAGAUAUCCCCAAAUGUCAGAACAGUAUGGAUAUCCCCCAAAUGUCAGGACAGGACAGAUAUCCCCCAAAUCCCCCCAAAUGUCAGGACAGUACAGAUAUCCCCCAAAUGUCAGAACGGUACAGAUAUCCCCCAAAUGUCAGAAUGGUACAGAUAUCCCCCAAAUGUCAGGA